UCUGAUUGCCAAGAAUUCUUAUGAGUGACUGGUGCUAGUUGUCUUCAUGGGUUGCUACCAUUCAAAGAGAACUAAAAAGACACCUGGGUACGAGGAGCCAACAGUUCUUGCUGCUGAAACACCCUUUACAGUUAGCGAAGUAGAGGCCUUGUAUGAACUCUUUAAGAAACUAAGCAGUUCAGUCAUUGAUGAUGGGCUUAUUCACAAGGAAGAACUUCAGCUUGCACUAUUCAGGAACAAAAACAAGAGGAACCUUUUUGCAGACAGGACUUUUUAUUUAUUUGAUGUCAAGCGCAAUGGAGUAAUUGAGUUCGGAGAAUUUGUUCGAUCUUUGGGUGUCUUUCAUCCAAAUGCACCAGUUGAAGACAAGAUCCAUUUUGCUUUCAGAUUAUAUGAUUUACGGCGAACUGGUUUCAUUGAACGAGAAGAGUUGAAGGAGAUGGUAAUGGCACUUCUGCAUGAAUCUGAUCUACUGCUGUCCGAUGACUUUGUUGAAAAAAUUGUCGACAAGACAUUUCGUGAUGCAGAUUUGAAAGGUGAUGGAAAAAUCGAUCCUGACGAGUGGAAGGAAUUUGUGUCGAAGAACCCUUCUCUUAUAAAGAACAUGACUCUACCUCAUUUAAAGGAUUUAACUUUGGCGUUUCCCAGCUUCGUGUCAAAAACUGAAGUUGAAGAUUCAGAAAUGUAGCAGAAAAGUAUCAAUUAUAUAAUUUCUAGCAUGGGGCGCUUUUGAAUAAUCAGAGCUCAACUAAAAAGAUGUUGGAAUCUGCAUGAAUGCCGAUAGAAGGGCUAGAAACUCUUGAUUUUACAACCCUCUGAAAUGCAACCAUGAUUUGAUCGAGGUGCAACUUAUUAGCCAUUUUAAGCCUCUUGGUUUUGUUCUUUAAUGCAGAGUCAGCACAGCUUAGUUUGCUUCAUGUUUUGCACAAGUAUAUUGCAUUUCAGCAGAAGAAAUUCAGUGGUGGUAUGUUUUGAAAAUGUAUGUGGUAGUAUUUAAGCAGAUACUGUUAAGAGUUGUGUUUUUGUAUUUACUGCUGUUUUUCUUUAAAGAGACAGGUAGCAUGCUCCAUCUGUUUCCAAAUCAAUAUAUGAUUGAAAAAUUAAGGCA
Populus euphratica (Euphrates poplar) is the source of this 1108-nucleotide messenger RNA. Its product is annotated as calcineurin B-like protein 4. Bases 47 to 688 code for a protein of 213 amino acids. Gene Ontology annotation, molecular function: calcium ion binding; kinase binding. Lineage: Eukaryota; Viridiplantae; Streptophyta; Magnoliopsida; Malpighiales; Salicaceae. The record is from RefSeq and is a predicted model, not a curated record. The transcript has 10 exons. Gene Ontology annotation, biological process: calcium-mediated signaling.